GGGGGGGGGAAGACGGCGGGCUCUAUUAGGGAGAGAACUCGGGCGCCCACCCGUGCAAGGAAUGAGAAUGAGGCGAGGCGGGAAUCUCCGUCCGCCAGAUGAAGCACCCCUCGACAUUGGCGAAAGAAAAACACGGAUGGAUCCAAACCGUCCCCGCUCGGCCCCGGUCCAUCUGAGCGAAUCUCUCCUUCCCCGGCUUUGCCCUGUGCCGUGGAGUUGGCCCCCGGCUUCUCCUCCGCGCGUUCUCCCCCCCGCCUCCCCGCGCCACCAAAAGGGUGAUUAUCGAGUGCACAUCCCAGUGGAAUUAUUCAGAGUUUAUUUCACUGGUUGUUUGGCGCCGAGGACCGUCACAUCAAGCAAGGGGAUCCUGCUCAGCACCCACCCACUCUCUGUUGGAUUUUGUUUCCCGUCACCCCCCUCUCGGGUAUGGUCAACCAAAACUCCAUACCCUGAUCAUGAAAACGAGCGGAAAAAAGGGACAACAAAGGGGAGCGAGAUGAACGCAUUGCGGGGAGGCGGGCGGAACGUCGAUGGACCCCGGACGAAAGACUACGGCGGGCGAGGACGGAAGGACGGGACGACGAAAGGGAAAGAGGGGGAAACCAGUGAUUCCUCCCGCCCCCCUCAGGAUCUCGCAGAUGGGUCGAUGUCUGAUGGGCUUCAGGAGGUAUGACGAUCCACCUCGUUUCGUGUGGUUUGAAAGGAGGCCGCCGGCCCGAAGACUGAUUUGACCGAUCCCGCCCUGCGCUUCCCGCGGGGUCUGGGUGGGGGAGAGGCUUCCUCUCGAGUCGAUGUGAGCAUUCGGGGGCGUUCUGUUCGCCUACCCACCGUCAAAAAUGGGGGGAGGUGGGGUUCCGUUUUGUUCCGAUCAUUUUUUUUUUUCAUGGUUUUCCAUUUGGGGGCAACAAACAUUACGACGGAUUCGGUGGGGACAUGUUUGAAACCUGCAAUUUGUACCUGAUGGCUUGUAUGUAUAUGGGUUCGUGAAUUUCAAGUACAGUACAACUACAAGCAUUCGAUUCUGUUGCACAUCCCAGCGCGCACGCC
Fimicolochytrium jonesii is the source of this 1047-nucleotide messenger RNA. RefSeq lists its product as uncharacterized. The record is from RefSeq and is a predicted model, not a curated record. The coding region runs from base 62 to 673 and encodes 203 amino acids. NCBI's taxonomy places the organism in Eukaryota, Fungi, Chytridiomycota, Chytridiomycetes, Spizellomycetales, Powellomycetaceae. The transcript has a single exon.